AUGCAACAGGGACCACUACCGGAAAUCGAUGCAGCAGCCAUCAAGCGCGCAGAAGAAGCCCAGCCCGCGCCGGGGUUUUCAUACCUCUCGGCGUGGCUGAACAGGACAACACAAUCAUCCAAGGAAGGAGUUACAGCCGACAGUCGCCCCCUCCCGCACCCACCCCGACCGCCCGCGCAAGCUAAGCAGGAAACUGCCAAGCGAACGUGUAAAGUUGGGUCCAUGCCGCCAGGCUGUGCGGCAUGGAUGAAAGCCAGAACGUGGCUUAUAGGUGUUUAUCGGAGGGGAGAAAGUCGACCAAUGCAUGAGGAGUUACGCCGACUACUCCUCAGCUACGACCCGUUGAAGACCAUCUACAAGAAGAAGCCCCAGCCUCCGAGGGCGCCCGCCCCCGCGCGCGCGCGCCUCCGGGCAUCGAGAAGCCUCCCGCGGCCCCCUCACCCGGGGACCGCGACACCGGACCAGACAACAUCCGCUCGCGAGAGGGACGCGAGCGUGACACCACCGGACAUACAACACCAAGCGCCGCAGCAGAACGCGGGGACCCCGUGUCCUUCCGGGGACCCCGUCGACACUCCGGCGCCGCCAGCGGCCCCCGCCCAGGGGCCACCGGCCGCAGAUGCACCCGGCCCCGGUCGCGCCUCUUCCGCGAUCGAGCCAGGAACAACCCCGGACAUCCAGCCGCAGCCGACCGCAGGCCCCAAAAAGGGCCCCCGCAACGCAGCAGCCAACCCGAGAGCGCCCAGCCUGGGGUCAACAACCCCAGCCGCACCUGUCGCCGCAUUCCAGCAGCGUCAGCACCGCCUCAGCGGGCGGGAGGGUAGAGGAGAAAACUAUUUUCUCAACUACCCACCCCCCGCCCCCGCGCGACAGAUGUCAUUGCGACUCACCCAUCACCGGCAGAGCAUCGCGCCGCUCCACGCGCGCCCGCCGGACACACGGACUCACCCCCGUCGGCCCCAUCGGAGCCGACACGUAGGGAAAGUGGCGAGACUGGAAAACCGCCACCAACCAACGACAAACGCAGCCCCUAAAGGACAACCGGAGCUUCAGCCUGCCCCCGACGGUGCAGGCAACCCCGGACGACGGACACGGAGUCCCGUCGUCCCACAGCGACCCCAGCGAGCCCACUGGAAACCAGGGAGGAGAUGGAGCAGGAGCGGAGGAGUGCUAGAUGACCCCGCAUGCCCUGCCGAUGCAUCCGCCCCGACCAAGGACGACGACGCCAACAGCUCUACUGGCGCCGCCGUUGAAGACGAGAUCGCCGCCCUCAUCAGCAACCUGGCCAACGCCACCGACACCACCACAGCUGCGGCCCUCUCCAGCCGCCCGCUCUCUCCGAUCCCCGGAGAGGCCUCGCCCAGCGAGUUGUUAGCGCACACCCGUGAGCUAAUAACGAAACUGGCGGAGGCGGGUUACAUGCCGUACCCAUUUUUUAAAUGGAUGGGCGCGUACCUGAGACUCCAGGCCUACUCUCUCGGGGAAACCACAGAGCUGAAGCCCGAUGACGAACCGCUGCGCCGCAUCCUCGACGAGCUCCAGGCGCAGGACUUCUUCUCGUCCCCAUCAGGGAAAAGGAAGCUGCACGGCAGCCCCACAGCCAAGCAGGAUCUAAAAAGGUCCUGCAAGAACAUAUCGCCGCCGACCGACCCACGACUCCGUGCCCGCCAGCAGGCCCGCCCCGAGACAGCGGACGCCAGCACUUCAGCCCGCAGCUUCGCGACCGCCGCGGCCUCCCCUUUAGGCCCCGGUCCCGCAAGCGAUGGACUCGAGACCCUCGGCAGCAAGGCUGCCCCUAACAAAGAAAAAAUACAGCAACCAAAAAAAAACAUAAACAACACUAAAAAGAGCAAUAGUGUAGCGCAGCCUUGCGGCGACGAUGAGAGGGUAGAAAAAAAUAUAAACAAACCAAAGUACCCACCCAUCGUCGCCGAAAUCUUACCUGACUGGCCGAGGGUCCUGGAGGACAUCGCGGCGAAGCUCGGGGAAUCCCCCAUCUCCAAACCCAUGGGAGAAGGUGUGCGGUUCGAACCAGCGUCGGAGAAGGAGUACCGCCUGGUUGACAGCCACCUGAAAACCAUACAGGAAGAAGCCAUCAAUAAAAAUAAAGAAGCCAAGGAAAAAGGAGAGCCCCCCGCCGUCACCGUGCCCCUCUUCCACGUCUACGGGCUGGAGGACGAGAAGAGACUCAAGGUGGCGAUCAGGGGUCUCCCCGUCAAGACCCCGAUACAAGACAUCACGCAAGCCCUGGAGAAGAAGGGCCACCCCGUGGAAUACGCCAAACAAAUCAACGCGAGAGCGGGCCGCUCUGGUUGUAUAUACUUCAUACAACUAGCGGGACCCGCCCGGGACCACGCGCCAGCGAUCUACGGGGUGACCGAGCUCCUCCACAUACACGGAGUAAAAGUGGAGGCCUGGAAGGGGAAAAAGGGACCCAAGCAAUGUCACCGCUGCCAAGGCUUCCGCCACUCAUCCCACGGCUGUCACAGGGAGCUCGCCUGUGUCCGAUGCGCCGAGCCACACUAUGCCAAGGACUGCACACGCCCGAGGUCGGAGAAGGGCACUUGCAAAAACUGCAGGGGCCCCCACCCGGCCAACAGCAAAAACUGUCCAGUCUACAAGAGGGAACUCAAGAACCCCAGGGCUGGGAGCGCUGCCAUCUCAGCCCCACCCCCGAGCCGACCUGGGCCCACCACAAAUGCCUCGAUCCCCAAGCCCACGGUGGAAGAGUCAGCGCCAGCUUCACUGAUGGCGCCGGCCAACCCCCCCACCAAAAGGGGGGCCCCCGGACCGAGGACUCAGGAGGAACCAGACCAGCCAAGGGCCAAGAAAAACCCCAAGAAAAAGAAGAAGAAGAAGAAGGGCACCCCAGCCCAGCCCGCAGCAACCGCCGGCUCCCCAGCCACACUUGCACCGCAACACGCACCAACGCCUGUCGCCGCUCCGGACCUGGCAGCCCUAGUGGGGCAGCUCGCCGCAGUCGCCCAGGCACUGACAGCCGCCUUACACCCGCAGCCCAGAGCUUAA
Leguminivora glycinivorella is the source of this 3027-nucleotide messenger RNA. RefSeq names its product nascent polypeptide-associated complex subunit alpha, muscle-specific form-like. The record is from RefSeq and is a predicted model, not a curated record. The transcript has 2 exons. The coding region runs from base 1 to 3027 and encodes 1008 amino acids. Lineage: Eukaryota; Metazoa; Arthropoda; Insecta; Lepidoptera; Tortricidae.